Spinacia oleracea (spinach) is the source of this 1775-nucleotide messenger RNA. RefSeq names its product acyl-CoA-binding domain-containing protein 1. The record is from RefSeq and is a predicted model, not a curated record. Bases 320 to 1447 code for a protein of 375 amino acids. Lineage: Eukaryota; Viridiplantae; Streptophyta; Magnoliopsida; Caryophyllales; Amaranthaceae. The transcript is spliced from 6 exons. Gene Ontology annotation, molecular function: protein binding; fatty-acyl-CoA binding.
AAAACGUGGUACAACAAUUGUACAAAGAGCUCAUCGUCCUCAUGUCUCAUACUGCACUUUUCUCUAUCUUCCUUCUUUGACACCUCCCUUCCCCCUAUUUCUUCCACAUCUCUCCCUCUUUUUCCAAUCCUUUUCCGAUUUUUCUCUCUCCUGUUUUUUUCUCUCUCUUCGAUCACCGAUUAAAGUUCAGAAUUCCAUCAAUUUUCGUCGUAUCUUAGGGUUUUUGCGAUUUCGAUUCAAUCUCAUCCACCGCCAUUUUCUGUUCCGCCAUUUUUUUGAGGCUCCCUAGGGUUAAUUUUUAGGGUUAGGGUUACGGAAAAUGGGAGGCGAUUGGCAGCAGCUGUUACAAUCAGUUAUCAUAGGAUUAAUCUUCUCUUUUUUGCUUGCGAAGCUGAUCUCUUUUGUUACCGCAUUUCGUGAUGAAAAUCUAUCGAUUUCUCGCUCUUCUGACGCCGAAGCCGACGCCGUUGCUCCGCCUCCGAGUUCGCGACAUGUCCGGAAAUCGUCGGUUAUGUCGGAGCCUGAAUCGACGGUGUCGGAGGGAGAAUUGAGUGAGAUUGCGUCGAGAGUUAGUGAUGAUAAUAAUUCGGUUUUGGCUGAGAAAGGGAGUGUUACAGCUGGUGAUGCGUUUAUGGAUGAUGUUACUGAUGAUGAUGACGAUUGGGAAGGUGUGGAGAGUACUGAGCUUGAUGAGGCGUUUAGUGCUGCUACCGCCUUCGUGGCGGCGUCUGCGGCUGAUAAGAUUUUGGCUCAGAAAGUCGGUAAUGAUGCGCAGCUUCAGCUUUAUGGUUUAUAUAAGAUUGCCACUGAAGGUCCCUGUAGCACCCCGCCGCCUCCUGCCUUUAAGAUGACAGCUCGAGCGAAGUGGAAUGCAUGGCAGAAAAUGGGCGCUAUGCCUCCUGAGGAUGCAAUGCAGAAGUAUGUUGAUAUUGUGACAGAGGUGUUUCCUACCUGGGCAAGUGGUGGCGCGGAUAAAAACAAAAGUGGAGAUGCUGAGGAGCAUAGUUCAGAUUCAAAGGGACCCAUGGGACCAGUUUUCAGCAGCUUUAUUCAUGAGGAGGAAUCUGGAGUUGAAUCGAAAAUGGAUGCUAUACAUGGCUUUGCCAGAGAAGGUGAUGUAGAUAACUUGCUUAAAUGCAUUGAGAACGGCAUUUCAGUGAAUCUAAAAGAUAGUGAAGGCCGGACUCCAUUGCACUGGGCAGUUGAUCGUGGUCAUCUUCCUGUCAUAGAGCUGCUCUGUAGCAAGGAUGCAGAUGUGAAUGCUAAGGACAACGAGGGACAAACCUCAUUGCAUUACGCAGUUGUUUGUGAUAGAGAAGCCAUUGCCGAAUACCUUGUGAAGCAUAAUGCAGAAGUUGAUGUAAAAGAUAACGACGGUACAUCCCCAAAUGAGCUCUGUGAGAAGAAUUGGCCAUGGAUGCUACCAACUGAUAAAGUGGUUGAGUAAUGGGUCUUUUUUUGGUUGUCCUACACUCCCACUACUGCUAAUUAAAUCGAUUAGGGAAUUUCCAUGUGGAUUUGUACAUGUUAUGUAUUACGAAGUGUGUUAAUCAUGGUCCUGUUUUGUUCUUGAAGAUUUGUUAAUAGGUAAUUAUUAUUAUUAUAUGUCGCUUCAAGUGGUAAAAUAAUUCUUUGUCUGCAAUAUCGGAAGGAAGAUUCAAUUCGGAUUCGUGAAGUUAAGUAUGUAUACUCUGGUUUAGGUAAUUUGCCAUUCCUGAAGUUGCUUGGAUUUUGCACUUUGGUUGAUGAAAUUUUAUUUCAUUUCAUUUACACCA